This is a messenger RNA of Styela clava, 1851 nucleotides long. The record is from RefSeq and is a predicted model, not a curated record. Lineage: Eukaryota; Metazoa; Chordata; Ascidiacea; Stolidobranchia; Styelidae.
GUUGUAGUUGCACCCACAAUCGUGAAAUCAAAUAUGAGCGGAGAUAUCGGCAUCCUAAUACCAUUCCCAGAAGAACGUAACUGGCCAAUCAGUUGUUUACUUCUCAUUCUUGUCUACAAACCUGACAAUAAUUCACAUCAAUGGAUUAAAACCCUUGAUGAUCUUGUCAAACUGUCCAAAACAAGUGUGAAAGAAAAUGAAGCCUAUAUAGCAUUUGCUAUGUCAAGGUUAGAUAUUUCCGAUGCGCAAAAUCGCACGAUUUUAAAAAAUCUCGGAGAUGACACUGUAUCUUCGUGCAUUGUUAAUGUUAAUAUAAAUGCGGUUACUACAAUGGGAGAAACAGUCACCAACAUUGAAAUAAAAGGAAAUAAUUUGAAGCUAGCAGAUGGUGCAGAAUACAGUUACUUCACAAUAUCUACUUCUCCAAGAGUAAACAACGCAGUCUUGUUGAAAUUAAGCAAUGUAUCAUACUUCACAAAAGACACGGCAAUGACUGAACCAGACGUAAUUGCACCGGGCGAAAUUCCACCAGUAUCCAUCCCAACGAUUGUCACUGCUGUAACUUCUGUCGGAAUCGCAAUUGCUGUAGCGUUGGUUGUUCUUUGGAUUAUUAAAAAAAAGAGGAACAGGAACGAAGAAAGAAAAUCAGCCACGCAUGAUGCUCCCGCUAUUUGUCCAUAUGAAACCACAUUCAUAUCAAGCGUCGCUUCAUCAAGUUCUAAACAAAUUCAACCAGAGUCCCCAUACAGCUACGAAAACGAUGCCACACAUUACGAAGAGCCAAUGUCGACAAUCAAAAAAGACGAAAACAACAGGAAAACUUAUGAAAAUAUAAAUCCCUACCAGACUUGUGGUAUCAAGUCAGAUUCAGAUGAAACUAAGUACGAAGAAGUAAAGACAAAACGUUGGAAAAUUAACUCGAAUUGACGCGGAGUACGCAUACCAAUGUUAUCAAAAUGCUAUUCAUUAAUCAUUGUUUUGGACAUUGCUUCCUCAAAUAACUAUAACUUACUUGUUAGCUGGUUAAGCCAAAGCACUUCAGACUGUGUAUCUUUCUUAGCCAAGUGUAUUUCUAAAUAUGGAAACUUUCGAUUUACAUUUGGAUGCAUUUGAGAAGUUGAAGAUGAAUAUUAUCCGCUUCAUAAACUAUGCAUAGAUGUUAAAUUAGCCAAUUUGCGAUACAAACAAACACUCCAAUAUUAUUUGGUCAUAUGGUAAUUGUCAAUAUUCGUAUGUCAGUGAUUCCAUUUUGGAUUUAUUUUCAUGCGUCAACUUUCAUCUUUGCGUUUGAAUUGUUUGAUUAUAAUUUAUGGUAUUAACGAAAAAUCUCUGAGAUAAUCACAAGAUUAUAAUUCAGCUGAAGUCAAAGUAUUGAACCAUGUAGUUAUCAUUUUUGGUUUGAAAGACGACAUCCGGUAACAAAGUUUGAUGGAAACUGAUGUGAUUCAUUUUUAUCUUCAGAACCCAUGUAUUAUAUGUCGAGGAAUUUUAUUAUCAAUAUUAUCUUUAUAUAUGUUAUGAGAUUUCAAAAAAGCAAAAUUAAUUUCAACAAAAAUAGACACGCUACUAAAGAAAAACCUGAAGUAGUGAUUUAGUAAACAAGAAAAUAACAAAUUCCGCUUUUAGCGAUUUCCGCCUAAUCUAAUGAUCACGUAAUUCACAAAUAACCAAAUGUAAGAAGUACCGGCGCCCACAUAACGUUUCUACUUGAAUCCGACUACAAUGAACUAUGAAAAUUUUUUUGUGAAUUGUCGAAAACAGUCAAUAUGCUUUUUAUGCUUGAAAAUGUCCAAGGCUCAUAUUUCUUAAGUAAACAGAAAACUAGAUUUGUUUUCUUUACAAUAGUUUUUC